Molecule: messenger RNA, 6919 nt
Organism: Brienomyrus brachyistius
Lineage: Eukaryota; Metazoa; Chordata; Actinopteri; Osteoglossiformes; Mormyridae
Product: nucleus accumbens-associated protein 2
Exons: 6
Coding region: 296-2038 (580 amino acids)
Biological process (GO): regulation of transcription by RNA polymerase II
Molecular function (GO): DNA-binding transcription factor activity, RNA polymerase II-specific; RNA polymerase II cis-regulatory region sequence-specific DNA binding; protein binding
Source: RefSeq, a predicted model, not a curated record
AACUCCGACUGAAUGAUGUCAGUGAGAGUGCAGUUCAAUCGGCGUCCAUGCGAGCCACACACUCCCUUCCUGGACGGGCGAGGAGGCAGCCGGAGAAAGGGGGCGAUCGAGUGAGCGAGUGCGGCGAGGCAGCGGACGCCAGGGGCCUGAGCCGACCGUAUCUGCGCCCUGUAACUUUACAGCCCGACAAAUAUCGCAGCCUCAAGAAGUGGACGGUGGCGCUUUUAUGGAGGAGAGACGCAGCCGACGCCCCCUAAGCUGGCCCCAUCCCCAGUGAACCCCCAACACUAUCACCAUGUCCCAGCUGCUGCAUCUGGAGAUCCCCAACUUCGGCAGCACGGUGCUGGGCUGCCUGAACGAGCAGCGGCUGCAGGGCCAGCACUGCGACGUGUCCAUCGUGGUGAACGGGCAGGCCUUCAAGGCGCACCGCGCCGUUCUGGCCGCCAGCAGCCUCUACUUCCGCGACCUCUUCAGCGGCAGCUCCAAGGCGCAGUUCGAGCUGCCGUCGUCGGUGGCGCCCGCCUGCUUCCAGCAGCUGCUGUCCUUCUGCUACACGGGCAAGCUGACCAUGGCGGCCAGCGAGCAGCUGGUGGUCAUGUACACGGCGGGCUACCUGCAGAUCCAGCACAUCGUGGAACGGGGCAUGGACCUCAUGUUCAAGGCCAACUCGCCGCACUGCGACUCGCAGACCGCCGCCAUGGAGGACACGGGCUCCGAGCCCCAGAGCCCCAGCAACAACCCGGCUGCGGCACUGGGCCCGCCCUGCUGGUCCAUGUCCGUGCCAGGCGCCAGAGGGAGGAUUAAGCAGGAAGGGUGUGAACCCCCGCUUUCUGUUCCCGGCGUAGGGCAGAAGCGGGCAGCGGGGGAGGCGGCGACAGCGGGGGUACGGCUGGGGCGGGGCAGCUCGCUGUUCUUCACAGGGGCCGGCGGCAGUGUCAUCUUCCCAGGCAUGCAGCCCUACCAGCUCACCACUGGGGAGCGCUCCAGUCCCGGGGCGUCCAGUCUGCCCACCACUGACAGCCCCACCUCCUACCAGAAUGAGGAUGAGGAGUUUGAGGAAGAGUCAUACGACAGCAUCGCGGAGGAUGUUUAUGGGCAGGGUUACGUUCGCUCUGGUAAUCCCUACAUCAUCACGGACAAGCAGGACGCGGCGGCCGUGCCCCUGCCGCCCGAGGGCCGCUCCUGCGUACUGAUUCGCCGUGACCUGGUGGCUCUACCCGCCAGCCUCAUCAGCCAGAUCGGCUACCGCUGCCACCCAAAGCUGUAUUCGGAGGGCGAUCCCGGGGAGAAGCUGGAGCUGGUGGGAGGCACCGGCGUGUUCAUGACGCGGGGGCAACUGAUGAACUGCCACCUCUGCGCAGGGAUCAAGCACAAGGUGCUACUGCGUCGUCUUCUGGCUACAUUCUUUGACAGAAACACACUGGCCAACAGCUGUGGGACAGGGAUCCGUUCGUCUACCAGUGACCCCAGCCGUAAGCCGCUGGACAGCCGCGUGCUGAACGCCGUCAAACUGUACUGUCAGAACUUCGCUCCGAACUUCAAGGAGAGCGAGAUGAACGUCAUUGCGGCGGACAUGUGCACCAACGCAAGGCGGGUACGGAAACGCUGGCUGCCCAAGAUCAAAUCUAUGCUCCCUGACGGCAUGGAGGUGUACCGCGGUGGGCCGGCCGUGGGAGGCGGCCAUGGCAUGGCGGGGGCAAGUCUCUCCUUACCCUUCGAGUCUGACUUCAAGCCGCUGACUCCAGCCAAUCUGAGCUUCGAGCAGCGGUCCUACACCGAACGCAAAGAGACGUUGCGGACUCCCCUGCAGCUGGGCGGGGCCAGCCCGGGGCCCAGCAUGGAGGGGGCGGAGCCUGAGCUGGAAGGGCCCCCGGCAGAGGAGGAGCCAGAGGAAGAGGAAGCGCCUCUACACAGCUUGGAGGGGAGCGUCCCCCUUACUCCAGGUGAUGACCCAGAAGGGGAUGGCUGCCAGUCCCCGACACCUGAGGAGCAGCAGAAGGAGCAUACAGGGGAGGACCUGCAGAUAAACGGCCAGUGAGACCAGCAUCUGAUCAGCUGCCUCUCAGAAGGAGACUCUGCACCACACCCAAACACGCUGCAUUAAAUGACUGUGUAUUCUUUGCAUGCACAUGUGUUACACGCCUGUAGGGGGAGCAGGAGAGGCCGCUGAGACCUAGAAUAUAAAUGCACGCACCUCCACAUGUACAUACAUACACCCACACUCACGCAGUCCUUCUGAACUUCACAGAGGUGACUGAGAUUCGAAUGCAAGCUUCUCUGUGAAAAUAGUGAGCAGUUUAGUUUCCUGUGUUUAACCCAGUUAGUAGUUACCUAAACAGAGAUUAACUGCUCAUUAUCUCCAGAAUCACGUUCAGUAUAGAACUCUAUUUAAAAAAAAAAAAAAGUAUUAUUUCCUUGUGUUUAAGUACACUUAAUAAACAAAAGAUUCACAUGAAUGUAUCCAUUCAUGAUGUUAGUCCUUUGCUUUUCUGAAAAGCAAGAUCAGAAAAUGACAGUCAGUGACAAAAAGGGUGAUUUUUCUUCCCCUUAUUUUUAAAAUCAAACUUUCUACAUGUAUAGAAAUUUUGAAUUCAUUGGGAAAGGGAUAAAAUGACAUGGUGAAGUGUUCAUUUUUAAGAGCGACAAGACAUAUCUCCGUGGAAAACGGCACUUUUGUUCGGCAUUGUAGAGUUCAAUGACGGCCAGUUGCGGAAAUUUGCAUUAGGAAAUGUGUCUAGUGUCUAUAUGAAGCAUGACUGGCCUGUAAAACGUGUUUGUACACACUGUCAUGUACAGAAGAGUGGGAAGUGAAAUGAUUUCCUGGCUUCAGAUUAAGAACCUUCUGGACUUGUUGUAGCAAAAGGGCUUCUUUCCUCUUUGUCCUGUUUCAAGUCCCCCGACACGCCUGAACACUUCUCAAAGUGGUCGUGUCCAGCCAGGCGUCUGGAGGUCGAAAAAGGAACAAGAUCCACAAGCUAUGGGGGGGAGGUAUUGUGGGCGGGGAGGAUAUGUAUCACUUGCGCCCCCUGCUGGGGGACAUCCUCACGAGCCUUCCGCUCGCCCCGGCUGGCAGUGCAGGACAGAAGGGGGGUAAACGCACCAAAUACACCUGCAUGCAGCCCAAUAAGACAAGCAAAACCAGGCUCUGCCAUGAAUACAAAACACAAAAAAAAAAACAUGCUUCAGUUGCUUGGAGAUAAAUAGUCGCUCUUGUAAACAAAUGCCAUUUUCUGUUACGAUGCUGGGUGGGUUACGGGUGCUGGCCUGUAGAGCGCAAGGAGCCCGCAGUGAGCUCCGCCUUCCGGUGACUUGGACAGAUCAGCUCACAGUAAGGAGCCCACCUUGUGUUCAUCCCUUCCGCCGCGGUUUCAUUCGUGAACUGACCUGAAUAGGCUUAGAAACGUGAGAAUCCUGCUGGUUUACUGCUCUUGCACUACGAGAGGAUGAGGAGACUGGAGAUGCUUUGGCCACCUUAAAAAAAAAGUAACACGCAGCGAUUUGACCUUUCCUGACAUUUCACUUGCUUUUUCAUUUUUGCUUUUGUUUAGUUUUUUUUUGCCCUCUAACUUGCUUCUUCACACGCCUGCACAGGUCAUGGGUUCGGGCUUAGCUGGUGUGAUUGGACAGCUUUCUUUUCCCCUCUGUUUUUUGAGAGGUUGUUUUGGUCUUCUAUGGAUUUUCGGAUCUUAUAUCGAGCAGUUGCAGCAGUCACAUGGGUGACGCCCGUGAUGUAUUACAUCAGCACUUUGCGUUGCACUCGGCCUCCUGUCAUUUUGUGAAAUGGCACGCCGGCCUUCUGUAAUACCAGGACCUCCAUUCCGCUUGUACCCCUCUCCGGCUCUGUCCGUCUUCCCGCCCACAUUCCUCGCCGAGGUUUCUCUAGUGCUACUCAGAGGGCACCCGACAUUGCAAAUUCAUCGGCUCGCAUAUUUUUAUGGACACGCCCCUUGUCCGUUUGCCUUUGUUUACCACUGGCAAGAUGUUUGGGGGGUCGGGGUGUUUCAAAUUUACAUUCAUGGUAUUCCAUCACAAAGAGGGGGGUAACAUUCCCAGACGUCCCUUCACUUCAAGGUUUAAGAUAAACACCAUUGUUGGAGGAGUACACAGAAAAUGUAACCCGUACAAAAAAAGUUUUCUAUUCUAAGAAUGUUUUUAAAGAUUCACGAUGUUCAAUCAUAUGCACUUAUGUUCGUAUAUUUUGAAUAUGCGUGCCAUAGGUAGAAUAUGCAAUUAGCUGUGUUUCACAGAUGUGUUAAGUGUUUGGUUUUGCCCAAAUAGGCAAAAGCGGAAUGGGGGGGGGGGUCUGGUUCCUGUGGAAUGGAAAGCAGGGUUUUGAUUGCACUAUGGAGCUGAGGGGAUAAAGUUUACAAGAGUUGCUGUGAACCGAUACAGUCUAAUUUGAAUGUGAGUAUGGGUCUGUUCGGGGGGGGGGGGGGGGGGAUGGGUUUUGAUCUGAGGACACGAUGCUCAUCUUCUGAUGAGGAAAUAUGAGUGAUGAUCACAUGGUGAACACUGGGUAAUGCUUAGUUAAUGACUAGUUAGUGAUUGGUUUAGGAGAGCAGCAGCGUCCACAUGAGUGGUCGUGCGAGUCCCGGGGAGGCCCUUAAAGACGUCUUCCAAAGCCAUUGGACUCUGGCACCGAAACUAGUGCCUGCUUUCUCGAUGGGCAUUUCAUAGACGACUCCAUCUGAUUGGUUCAUUUUCAUGCCUUUCAAACAAGUAGCAAAAUUUCUCUCAUGCUUCAAGCGGAGCCUUGAAGUGAAUCGCAGAGUCAGCGGCUGCCUUCUUACCGGGGUCCUGCGUGAUUGUUCGCGGCUGUGGGCUGACCCAGUUUCCUCUGGACUCGAAGGCCCCAUUCGGUUACAUUGAUGGCCAGAGUAGUGAAUUAGUGACAUUGAAAACUGUUACAGCCUUCAUCCUAGGUUAUCGCUUUUUAUUCUUAGCCUUCAUCAUUGUUACCUGACCCCUGUGUUAAUGAAGGAACUGUAAUUCUGCAAAGAACUACUGUAAUAACGACAUAUUUGGCCAGUGGUCAGCAGGGUCUGUAAAAUAAUUACUCCAGCUGGUAGAAACCUUGCUUAGGGAUCCUGUUAUUUUGGUAAUUUAUUUUUGUGACUAUGAAUGAAUCAAAUACAUGGAUUAUAAUAUGAAGUCUGUGUGCAGCUACCCUUUUAUAUGGAAGGAGAAACGGCAAGCACUAAUUAUAAGCAUAUGGAUGGUUAUAUCAUAUUUAUUGUAAUAACUUUUUCAAGUAACUUGAAUCAUAUUAUAUAGAGUUGUUUAAAUGUGGAUGGUUUGGAAGUGAUGUGCUUCAGUUCUGAAUUACAGGGUCAAACGCGAGGCAUGAUGACCGUUACAGUAACCAUAUCAAAGUUGAACUGGCCUUUUGAUAUCUCUUAAGACAUCUCCAACCCAAUCGCGUCGUUUCCUUAUAUGGGGGAAAAAGUCAUUACGAGUGUUUAUUUUUCGUAGUUGCCUAUAGUAGUGUAUUAACACGGCAAAUUCUCCUGUUCGUUGCUUCUCCUGUAAUGGAGGGGGCUGGUAGGAGCUACGUGUGGGCGGGAGUAGAGAGUGCCUUAAAUAUCUUCUUAUGAAAGUGUUUGAGAAGCCUGCGUUUCGCACUGUAUGUCCGUCUGCUUUGUGCUUUGCUUUUUAACCGUGCCUCUGGUUUGCAGAUGCUUAUAGCAGACCCAGGAAAGAGACCCAAAAACAAAACACACAGCUAGAUAAAUAAGCAGAAGAUUGCAAAGUUUUUUGUUUUUUUUUUUCUUCAUGGUGUUACUUUUAAAAUGUACUGUGCAUAUGUUCCCGACUGUAUCCAUGUCUGUUUCACAGAAAUCAUUUGCAGUGGUGGCUUGAGAUGGUUAUGCAAUUUUCCAUGCUUUCCUGGGAAAGCUCGUGUACCAGAGGAUACCAGAGAGAAAGUGAGAACAGAGACGUUCUGCUUUGGGAAUGGGGGGGGCUGAGGGGGGAGGCUGACACUUCUGCACACCGUGAUGAAAAGUAACUAAGGAUGAACCAAAAAACGAUGAACGUGACUGUAACCGUGGGAUUGUUACUUGUUGCAUGAGCAUUUUUGUACACGUUUACUGCGUCAGAAAAACACACCGUACCAGGAAGCGUGGUAUUGUCGUGUAGACUGUGGGGAUCUGGGCUAGCAGCUUUUAGGAAAAGCUGAUUUUAUACUUUGAGGGAAUCUGAUUCAGCUUCAAUGUGCACUUUUUUUUUUAUUUGAGAACUUGAGAAAAAGAAAUUACAUGCAAUGCAAAUUUAUGGCCAACUGGUAAAUAUACGCUUAUGCAAUGUAAUGUACAAUCUAUGGUUUAUAGCCAGACUUGGGGUUCUGAACGGAAAUGCAACCAGUUUUGUCGGAAUAUAAAACAUCAUAAAUUACCUGACUUGUUUAAAUUGUAAGUACAUUGUAAAUUGAGUAUUUGCAAAAUGUUACAUUUAUACAGUUUCACCCUUAAUUAAAAUUGCUUGUACAUACUAUGCUGUCCCCUAGAUGCUCAGCCUUAUAUCCAUAUAUGAAAAGAAUGUCCCCAUGAAGCUGUCCGAUUUGAGAGCUAAAUAUUGUAUAUUCUGAAUUGAGUCUGAUACGAAAGAUGAAUGAAGUCCAACAUAUUUUUAUAUAGUAGCAUUUAAACUGAAAUGCAUUUGACCCCAAGUCUGCUUGAAUGACUGUUUCUUUCUCCCCAGUUGUAUUUUAUAAAUGAUAUACUAUCAGUAAUUUUUGCCUGGCUCUCUGCAUUUAACUUCACUAUUUGCAGCCAUUGCACGUGUCUGUAAUAUUUUUUAGAGGUACAGAAUUAAAACUGAGACAGAAACUCUAGGAAUGUUUAAGCUGACAAACCCAAUAUGUCAUUUGUUUUAAGGCUAAUUUGUAGCUUUAUAAAAUAAAAUUGACAAUGAUCUUGAA